Biomphalaria glabrata is the source of this 1918-nucleotide messenger RNA. RefSeq lists its product as uncharacterized. Gene Ontology annotation, cellular component: membrane. The transcript has 7 exons. Bases 144 to 1826 code for a protein of 560 amino acids. Gene Ontology annotation, molecular function: sulfotransferase activity. The record is from RefSeq and is a predicted model, not a curated record. Lineage: Eukaryota; Metazoa; Mollusca; Gastropoda; Planorbidae. Gene Ontology annotation, biological process: carbohydrate biosynthetic process.
AUUAAGUUAUCACUACUUCUUCUUGGUCGGAGUAUGGACUAUCAAGCUACGUAGCCAGGUCUAAGUUAUAACAAUAGUUUCUGAUUGCAAGAUGUGGUAGCGGAAACUCGACAAUUCAUCAUGUUUCUCUAUUGAAUAAUGUGAUGGGAAAUUUUUUGACACUUUAUCCUUUAGGAGAUAAUCAGAUAGUUUUCAUGAAGAAUAGAAACCGGAAAGACUCGAAUGAUCGUCUGCUACCACAAGUCCAACUUGACACAGAGCACAUCAAAAAGAAACUGCGGAGAUGUCGAUACCUUAAAAAGAUUAUCUACGCAGCCACUAUUUUAUUUAUCACCAUCAUUAUCUACGCUUCCACCAGUUCAGAAGAAUAUAUACAAGAAACGAACAAAGACUGGCAACUUCCGCUCGUAGCUCAUAAUAAUUAUCCAGUAGAUGCGAGGCUAUAUGAGCCUUUAACGAGGUUACCAAUUUUACCUCUUGGACCUUUCAAAGAGGACCAGCCGUCCGUAGUCAUUGAGUCUGGUGAAGAUCCUGUCAAUUCGGAGUCUGCGCAUGCCGCUGCUGUAAUAAACAAAGUCGUCCGGUCUUUACCUGAGGUAGCUGCAAAUAUAUCCAAACUUGGGCCUCCUGGACUUGUGAACCGAUCUGCGGCAGUGUCUGUUCAAGGUCCACCAGCAGUCCCAGUCCCUCAGCCUAUUGUGUCAAAUCACAUUGUAGCAAAACCAACUUCCAGGGCCCCUAUUGGGCACGCGCAACAAUCAGGACCAUCCAGGCCAUUGCCUGAUCUCGUUAAAGUCAGCGAGGAGGUAGCAAGGCGUCUUAACCACACUAAAAUCAUGUGUGACUUCCUCAAAGUUCCAAACAAAGUAGACUCGGACAUAUACUAUCUGCCCCAGUACAACUUAUCUUACUGCAAGGUGCCCAAGGCGGCUUGUACAUACUGGGAGCAAAUGUUUUCAUUCUUGAACAAGGUGUCACACGAAAUAGCGCAACUGGGCAUACGGUCGCCGUUCCAGAUCUCAAAGUACGACAUCCGGUAUACAAGUCACCUCAACCUGCCCAGAAAGAGCUUCAGGUCGGAGGAGGACCAGACUGACAUCUUGAAGACCACGCGUGUUCUUUUCGUGAGACACCCGUUGGAGAGACUCUGGAGCUGUUACCUGGAAAAGUUCUUUCUGAUUGACUUCUGGACCAGCGCUGGGAUAGCUAUGAAAACUUCCGGUGCAGAAACAAAGUGUCCAAAAUCUAUAACUUUCAGGGAGUUUGUGGAGUACACGCUUCCUCUGUACAAUGAGCACUGGGCGCCUGUCACUGAACUGUGCAACCCUUGCAUUUUUCAACCCAACAUCAUAGGGCACGUGGAGACUAUCAGGGACGACACCCACCUGAUACUCAGGCAGUCCAAGUUAGACUGGAUCGUGUCCGAGCAGGAAAAAAUCUCCCGCGAGGAGAAUCAGAUGCUGGACACCAUCAUCUACAACUACCAGAUCCACAGCAUCAACUGGUACAGCUUCUAUCAUAAAUGUUUGUCUCAGAAGGAACUGGCUACAAAGCUGUGGGAAGUCUUCAAGAAAGUGGGCUACCUAUCGUCUCACGCCGUCUUGCCGGAAACGCUCAGCGAUUACAACCAGACGACAAUCAUUCUGGAACUCAAAUCUCAGUUCCGGAAAUUUCCGCUAAGCUCAGCCAAUGGCCGUGCUCAACAGCUCAAGAUGUUGAAAAGAGACUACGACGCCUUGCCAAAACCUUUGAUGGCUAAAAUCCUUGAGAAAUACAACACGGACUUUUUAUUGUUUGGUUAUAACGCUUCAUUGCCGACAUCGUAAAUCUUUCAUCAACACUUAGUAUGCAUUCACCAAUCAUCUAUUUUUUGUUUAGCCUAAAUUUAUGCAAAACCUAUUACACCUUAUUACACAAA